AUGGCAGCAUUCAAACCCUUUUCUGGGUUCUUUGUCCUAUCAGUAUUUCUGCUAUUUGCCUUUAAUCCCACAGAUGGGCAGGGACAGCUGGAAGUUGGGUUCUACAAGAAGACAUGCCCACAAGCAGAAGCUAUUAUUAAGAAUGUUACAGAUUAUGUCAUGAAGGUUGCACCCACUCUUGGUGCUCCUUUGAUGAGAAUGCACUUUCAUGAUUGCUUUGUUAGGGGUUGUGAAGGUUCAAUACUGUUGAGCUCUCCUACAAACCAAGCUGAAAAGGAUGCUAUUCCAAACCAAAGCCUUAGAGGUUUCCAGGUUAUUGACAACGCCAAGGUUGAACUCGAAAAGGCCUGUCCUGGAGUUGUUUCUUGUGCUGAUACCGUAGCCAUUGUUGCUCGGGACGUCACGGUUAAGCUAGGAGCAGAACGCUGGGAAGUUGAGACUGGAAGAAGAGAUGGAAGGGUUUCAAAUAUAACACAGGCUUCAAAUGAGGUUCUGUCACCCUUUUUAAACAUAACUCAGCUAAUAUCAGGAUUUCAAAAGAAGGGUCUAAGUGUGAAGGACCUAGUAGUUCUAUCAGGUGGACACACUGUGGGGACUUCACACUGCUUCUCCUUCGGAUCUCGGAUGUACAACUUCACCGGAAAAGGAGACACUGAUCCUUCAAUGGAUCGCAAGUACAUACCAUAUAUGAAGAAGAAAUGCAAUGCAACAGAUGUAACCACACUUGUAGCGCUAGACCCAGGAAGCUUCAAAACAUUUGAUACAAACUACUAUACACUAGUGGCUAAAAGAAGAGGUCUACUCCACUCUGAUGCUGCUCUUCUUGAUAAUCCUGAGACCAGAGCUUAUGUGAUUCAGGCAACUACCCAUAAAUCCACUUUCUUCAAGGACUUUGGUGUGUCCAUGGUGAGAAUGGGCAGGAUUGGUGUUCUUACUGGUUCUGCCGGUGAAAUCAGGCGUGUGUGCUCCAAGGUUAAUUAA
Messenger RNA from Tripterygium wilfordii, 981 nucleotides. RefSeq names its product peroxidase 27-like. Gene Ontology annotation, cellular component: plant-type cell wall; plasmodesma. The transcript has 4 exons. Gene Ontology annotation, biological process: hydrogen peroxide catabolic process; response to oxidative stress. Lineage: Eukaryota; Viridiplantae; Streptophyta; Magnoliopsida; Celastrales; Celastraceae. Gene Ontology annotation, molecular function: peroxidase activity; heme binding. The record is from RefSeq and is a predicted model, not a curated record. The coding region runs from base 1 to 981 and encodes 326 amino acids.